Molecule: messenger RNA, 2857 nt
Organism: Silurus meridionalis
Lineage: Eukaryota; Metazoa; Chordata; Actinopteri; Siluriformes; Siluridae
Gene: slc38a9
Product: solute carrier family 38 member 9
Exons: 15
Coding region: 161-1834 (557 amino acids)
Biological process (GO): amino acid transmembrane transport
Molecular function (GO): amino acid transmembrane transporter activity
Source: RefSeq, a predicted model, not a curated record
GGCCAAUGUAAAUCGCCAUCAAUUCACGUGGGUCUUUCAAAACAAGUUGCUUUCCCGGUGUAUUGUUGUUCCUGCGGUUUCCAAAGGAAAUCAAGCGACACUACAGUACUGUAUUUACAGGCAAUGAUUUUCGAGUGAAGCACGUGAAUCAGAAGUCAUCAUGGAGGAUGAUGGGAAACCGCUGUUGGGUUCCAUUCAAGCAGCAGAAGAAGAUUAUUACUCGGACCAGGUAGACUUUCUGGACUCGAGACAAAGAAGGCCUUUUCAUGUAGAGCCCAGGAACAUCGUGGAGGACUCGGCUCAGGAGCAACGCGUGUCUGCUGAGGCUUCAGUGCUGAACAGCAGAGUUCAUUACUACGGACGUCUGACUGCAUCAUCAGACAGGCUGCUGGCUCCUCCUGACCAUGUGAUCCCUUCACCUGAAGAGCUCUACGUUUACAGCCCUCUGGGCACAGCGUUUAAAGUUCAAGCCGGAGAUGGCUCGGUCAAAAACCCAAGUAUUGUCACUAUCUUUGCUAUCUGGAAUACAAUGAUGGGAACAUCCAUUCUGAGCAUGCCAUGGGGAAUAAAGCAGUCUGGGUUCACGUUGGGAAUCCUCAUCCUCAUCCUAAUGGGCUUAAUCACACUCUACUGCUGCUACAGAGUCCUGAAGUCCACAAAAUCAAUACCUUAUAUAGAUACUUCAGACUGGGAGUUCCCUGAUGUGUGUAAAUAUUACUUCGGGAGAAUGGGACAGUGGUCAAGUCUGUUCUUUUCUAUGAUAUCACUGAUUGGAGCCAUGGUGGUCUACUGGGUGCUUAUGUCCAACUUCCUGUUCAAUACGGGAAAAUUCAUCUACGACUACGUUCACAACGUCAACAUGUCCGAUUCGGAGUUCGGCACAAAUGGAACAGAGAGAGUGCUUUGCCCAUACCCAGAUGUGGAUCCCGAUAUUAACAAAAGCCUUAGCCAGCACUACGUGAGCGGUAACAGUUCAGACACGGCACUGUUUGAUCACUGGUGGAACAAAACCAACACGAUUCCUUUAUACCUCAUCCUGCUGCUUUUUCCGCUGCUCAGCUUUCGCUCGGCCUCCUUCUUCGCCAGGUUCACCUUCCUGGGCACUCUUUCAGUGAUCUACCUCCUCGUCCUGGUCACCCUUAAAGCCUUUCGGCUAGGCUUUCACCUGGAGUUCCAUUGGUUUGAGUCUUCAAAUUUUUUUGUCGCAGAGUUCCGAGUCUUGUGUCCUCAACUCACCGGUGUCCUCACGCUGGCUUUCUUCAUCCACAACUGCAUCAUCACCCUCAUGAAAAGCAACAAGAAUCAGGAGAACAACGUUCGGGACUUGUCCUUGGCCUACCUUUUAGUAGGUCUAACAUACCUCUAUGUGGGAGUCCUGGUGUUUGUUUCAUUUCCUUCUCCACCACUUUCUAAAGACUGCAUUGAACCAAACUUUCUGGAUAACUUUCCCAGCAGUGAUGUUUUGGUGUUUGUAGCUCGAGCCUUUCUGCUGUUCCAAAUGACCACCGUCUACCCUCUGCUGGGGUACCUGGUUCGGGUGCAGAUCAUGGGCCAUUUCUUUGGCAAUCCCUACCCCAGUUUUUUCCAUGUCUUCGGGCUGAACGUUGUACUUGUGACUGCUGGGGUCCUAAUGGCCUGUUUUUUCCCCAACAUUGGUUCCAUUAUCAGGUAUUCAGGAGCAACAUGCGGUUUGGCCCUGGUGUUUGUCUUCCCUUCAGCUGUCCACCUGAUGGCCCUGAGACGUAGUGGUGAAUUGCGAUGGCUCUCUGCUUGCUUCCACAUUUUCCUCAUCGUCCUCGGGCUGGCCAACCUUCUAGCCCAGUUUUUUCUGUAACCCUGUCACAUUGUUUACACGGUUGUAGUUCUGGUUUUAGAACCAGGUGCUGGUUGUUGUAAUACAUUUAGUAAAAGACACAACACGAAUGAUUGCAGGAAAGAAAAUCCACAAUGGCAAUAAUCACUUUUGUUUAAAUUGAAAAUCAACCAUCGGGAUGAUUCGAUCGUGUUGGGAUUUACCUCGUGUUAAUUGUCCCACUGUGGUGAGGUUUAGCCCACACCCUGGAGGUCCGUGAUUGCACCAGGUAUCAUCUGUACAUCAAGCAGGUGACUUUAAUCUGUUUUUUUUUCCCUGUAUUUCCACUGCAUUUUUUCAGUCGUAUUACUAUGUGAGUGGACAGAAAGUUCAUGUCACACAUUGACGCUUUCAUUUUUGUUUCUCUGAACUGUCAACUGAACCGAACCUUUCAUACAAAUGAGCAAAAGAGAUUACACACUUGACACGUGGAAAUUCAGGAGAAAAUCUCAUCACUUGGAAAUACUCACACCUCACUCACUUACACUCACACUUUCUCUCAUAUUUCUCUCACUCAUUCUGAAAAUGUAUGGAUAUGUGGACAAAAGCAUUGGGACACUGACUUUUCCAUCCAUAUGUGCUUUUUCUCCCAAACUGUUCCCCAAACUUAGAGGCACAUAAUUGUGUGUCUUUGGAUGUGCCACUAAAUUUAGCCUCGAACUAGAAAACCCAAACCUGUUCCAGCAUGACCAUGCCUCUGUGUACAAAACCAGCUCCGUGAAGAUCUGCUUUACAUGGGUUGGAGUGGAAGAGCUGCUCCAGAGCAUUGAACCUCAGCUAUAUUGAACACUUUCGGGAUGAAUGUAAACACUGACUGCACCCCAGGACUCCUCACCUCACCUACAGCAGUACAUGACUUUACUAACACCCUUGUGGCUGAAUGAUUCUCCUCACAGUUCCCCCCAUCCACACACUAAUCUAGUGGAACAUCUUCAAAAGUGGAGGUUAUUAAAACAGCAAAAAGGGAAUAAAUAUGGAAUUGGAUGUUCAAAAACUAAAUACAAA